GCUCGACUAUUGCUUAUCCGCUUUUGAUAGCAUUAUGUGGCAUUUAUUUCCGCUAUUUCCGUUGCUGCUGCUACUUCCGGUUGUCUGCAACGGAGAGCUGUUUACAGUCCCGUUGCAUCGUUUUCCUUCCGCUCGUCAUCGCUUUGAGAAGCUGGGCAUCCGGAUGGAUAGGCUGCGUCUGAAAUACACCGAGGACCGGUACAAUAAUUGGGAGUUAGUGCGGGAGGAGCCUAAGAGUGUGCCGCUAAGCAAUUACCUGGACGCCCAGUACUUUGGACCCAUCACCGUUGGAAUUCCGCCGCAGAGUUUCAACGUGAUCUUCGACACUGGUUCCUCGAAUCUGUGGGUGCCCUCCGGUCGCUGUGCCUACUCAAUGGUGGCCUGUCGUGUCCACAAUAGGUACUACGCCAAAAAGUCAUCCUCCUAUAGGGCUCAGGGGAACCCAUUUGCUAUCCAUUACGGAAGUGGAAGUCUCUCGGGGUUCCUCUCAAGGGAUACUAUCGGAAUAGCUGGUCUGCAGAUCGAGAAUCAAAUAUUUGCCGAGGCCACUGAUAUGCCUGGACCAAUCUUCUUGGCCGCCAAAUUCGAUGGAAUUUUUGGUCUGGGCUACAGGAGCAUUUCCAUGAUGCGGGUGAAGCCUCCAUUUUAUGCGAUGAUGGAACAAGGACUGCUUUCAGAGCCCGUCUUUAGUGUCUAUCUGAACAGGAAGGGUAAAUCGGAGGGCGGCUUCAUCUUCUUUGGCGGCUCCAAUCCAGACUUUUACACCGGCAACUUCACCUACGUCCCGGUGAGCUAUCGAGCCUAUUGGCAGGUGAAAAUGAAUUCGGCCAUCAUCAAGGGUAUGGAACUGUGCCAUGAUGGCUGCGAAGUGAUUGUAGAUACGGGCACCUCCUUCCUGGCCUUGCCCUACGACCAGGCCAUACUUAUCAACGAAUCCAUUGGCGGAAGGCCAUCACCUUAUGGCCAGUUCUUUGUAAAUUGUAAUACGGUUUCGAAGCUGCCCACGAUCACCUUCACUCUGGGAGAUAGACAAUUUUUCCUGGACGGUCACGAGUAUGUCUUUCGGGAUCGAAAGACCUGCUUUUCCGCCUUCAUCGCCGUGGAUUUGCCAUCGCCUCGCGGACCCCUGUGGAUACUGGGGGAUGUCUUUUUGGGAAAAUACUAUACGGAAUUCGACAUGGGAAGGCAUCGCAUUGGCUUCGCCGACGCCAGGAGCUGAGGCCAUGUCUGCUGUUUGAUGGGCUCCUUGUUAUUUCGACGACUGGUUGCCAUAACACGUGAAAAAUUCAGCAAACAAAGAGGAAAAACAAGGUGUACACAUAUCCUAUGUGGGCUUGGGAGAUACU
Drosophila serrata is the source of this 1346-nucleotide messenger RNA. RefSeq names its product lysosomal aspartic protease. Gene Ontology annotation, biological process: cell death; proteolysis. Gene Ontology annotation, molecular function: aspartic-type endopeptidase activity. NCBI's taxonomy places the organism in Eukaryota, Metazoa, Arthropoda, Insecta, Diptera, Drosophilidae. The record is from RefSeq and is a predicted model, not a curated record. Gene Ontology annotation, cellular component: lysosome.